Calliphora vicina (urban bluebottle blowfly) is the source of this 663-nucleotide messenger RNA. RefSeq lists its product as uncharacterized. Lineage: Eukaryota; Metazoa; Arthropoda; Insecta; Diptera; Calliphoridae. The annotation marks the transcript as partial. The transcript has 2 exons. The record is from RefSeq and is a predicted model, not a curated record.
UCUUUUUUUCGAUAUUUAUUUCCAGAACUAGAACAAUUGGCCCGUAAAUCUGGCAUUACAAUUACCAGAGGCAGCAAGGGUAAACCGAAAUUAGUGCUGGCUGGCUAUGCCUAUUUUCGUAACAAUGUCAAGGGUACAAAAACCUAUUGGCUGUGUGCCAAAAAUCGCUGCAAUCGCUGUAAGGCUAGAAUAAUCACUUGUUCGCAAAGUGGUGAAUUGGUGAUUAAAAAUCAAGAACACAAUCAUAUAGCAGAUUUUUUUGUUCUUAAUUAUCCUUUGGCACAGAAUAUUUUCAAUUCCAUUCAAUAUGUCAAGGGUCAGCGCGGUUCUCGCAAAAUGGUUUGCGGUGGCUAUUCCUACAUUUGUGCUAAAAUCAAAAAGGGCCGCAAAUAUUGGGUGUGUGCCAAACAGCGUAGUCGUAAUUGUAAGGCCCGUCUUAUAACCGAUCUAGAGGAAGUAGAAUUUUAUACACGCAACAUAACACACAAUCAUGUUACGGAUGUGAAUCGUCUUACGUUGUUGAAAGAUUUACAAUGAUUUUACAAUGGGCUUAGUAAUAACUACAGAAUUGAUAUAAAAAAACAAAAAAGAAAAGCUGUUUUAAAAAAAGGUAACUACGAGUAAAUACAUUAUUAUAUAGUUUUUAAAAUACUUAAAUUAAAU